AUGGCGGCCAUGGCGCUGGGGCCUGGGGCCUGGGGUGCUGCUCCUGAUGCUGCUCUGGGCCUGGCGCUGCUGCUCGGGGUGGCGCUCACCCGAGCUGCCGGAGAGGCCCGGUUCGCCGUGGUACCGGUGGUGCUGGGAGCCGCCGUCCUCAGCGCUGCGCUGCUGCUCUUCCCCCGAGAGGGCGAGCACCCAGUCACAGCCGCCGCCGAUGAGAUCGUGGACACCUUCUUCCAUCGGCCGCUUUGUCCUCCUGGCUGUGAUGAGUUUGGUCUCCCUUGGUGCCUGUUUCUGCUCCUCGUUCACCACCUCACGGAGCCAGUGGUAUGCCAAGCCACUCCACAGGAGCUAGCAGCAACUGGGGGGCAGUGACCCCACCAAGAUAAACCCCUAACUUAAUGGCAAUAAAUCAGGAAGGCAGAGCC
Calypte anna (Anna's hummingbird) is the source of this 422-nucleotide messenger RNA. RefSeq names its product transmembrane protein 218 (gene TMEM218). NCBI's taxonomy places the organism in Eukaryota, Metazoa, Chordata, Aves, Apodiformes, Trochilidae. Bases 1 to 369 code for a protein of 122 amino acids. The transcript has 3 exons. The record is from RefSeq and is a predicted model, not a curated record.